Molecule: messenger RNA, 2613 nt
Organism: Lates calcarifer (barramundi perch)
Lineage: Eukaryota; Metazoa; Chordata; Actinopteri; Centropomidae
Gene: p4htmb
Product: prolyl 4-hydroxylase, transmembrane b
Exons: 9
Coding region: 540-2024 (494 amino acids)
Biological process (GO): peptidyl-proline hydroxylation to 4-hydroxy-L-proline
Cellular component (GO): endoplasmic reticulum
Molecular function (GO): procollagen-proline 4-dioxygenase activity; L-ascorbic acid binding; iron ion binding
Source: RefSeq, a predicted model, not a curated record
GCAGACUGUUGCUGUCAACGGGACAACUCGGGCAAUGGCGUUUUAAAUAGAGGACUUUGCCGCAUGGAGCUGUGUUGUUUUGUCAUGUUCACGCAUGCACCGCUUAUCUUAGAGGAUGACUGUUUUACUCAGUCGAUGCCGGGUGAGGUUUACGGACCUGUUUUCUGAGAGGAGGUCCGCGGUGGUUUCGGAUGCGCAGUGCGCUGACUGGGUCUGCUGCAGUGUAAACAAGAUUGUCCGGGGCUGCAGCGCUGCUGUCUGCGGGGUGAAAAGAGAUUCAUGCAACGCCGAUGACAGCUGACUUCUCAGCUUAAACGAGUGCAGCUUCACAAUGUACCAUCGAUGGGUUUUUUCAGUGCGCAUCGACUUCGGUUCCUUUUCCGCAGGGGAGAAACUGGCCUGAGCGCUCUUUAAGGAUUUUCUCGUUUUUUAAUCAAACAGAACAUCUGUCCGUCAACACAUCUGUCACUUCUGAUUAAUCGGAUGGACUUUACUGCCGAAGAAGUGUCAGCUCCUUCUUGAACCCCUCAGGGGAAAAAAUGACUGACAACCAGGAAACCCCAGACGCUGAGGACACGACUCCGUCCGGGAGCGCGACCUUGCCGCUCCGGCCGCCGUGCGACCGCCUCCCCUGCCACAAGAGCAGCGUGUGCUCCCGCUCCUACUUCGUGGUGGUGAUGGUGUUUUUCCACGUUUACAUCAUUAAUGUCAUAGCGCUGCUGUUUUACGUGCACUACAGCAGCGGGCAGGAGGACGCGAGCCGGAGUCGUGAUGCUCCCAGCGGUAACCACCAGCGCCCCGAGUCGCGACGUCCGCCAUCGAAACCAGAGUUUCUGCGCGAUGUUUCCCUCACGAGAAUCGAGGGAAUAAGGGUGGGACACGUCCAGAGGGUGUCACUGGUGCCGGGCAAAGUGCACGAAAUGCGGACUCUGAGUCUGAAACCUCUGCUGUUUGAGAUCCCUGGGUUUCUGUCAGAGGACGAGUGCCGCGUCGUGAUGCAGCUGGCACAGCUGAAGGGUCUAAUGGAAAGUCAGUUAAUGGUGCAGGAUGGUCAGGAAGAGCUGGCUAAGGAGCUCAACCUCAGCCCAGAGGAGAUCUUCAACCUGCUGGAUAUCAACCAGGAUGGACAGCUGCAGCUCCACGAGAUACUGACUCAUUCUAGAGUCAGGGACGGCAUUUGGCUCACACCAGAGAACUUAAGAGAAAUCUAUGCUGGGCUUAAAGCUGACAAGGAUGGUAACGAUUUGCUGAGUCUGGAAGAGUUCAGGCUUCUGAGCAAUGAUGCCUUCCAGCGCUUCCUGCUGCAGCGAGGGGUGAAAAGGAGUCAGCUGGUGAGGAACAGCAGACACACCUGGCUCUACCAGGGCAAAGGAGCACACCAGGUCCUCCAAGACAUCAAGGCAAGGGUGACCCGCCUCACCCGCCUCCCACCCACAUUAGUGGACCUGAGUGAGCCGCUCCAGGUGGUUCGCUAUGAGGAGGGAGGGCACUACCACGCCCACCACGACAGCGGCCCGGUCUAUCCCGAAACAGCCUGCACGCACACACGCCUUGCGGCUAACACCUCCACCCCUUUUGAGACGUCUUGCAGGUACAUCACAGUUCUCUUCUACCUGAACUCUGUUGAGGGGGGCGGGGAGACCGCAUUCCCUGUGGCAGACAACAGGACCUAUGAUGAAGUGUCUCUCAUACAGAACGACGUGGAUCUUUUGGACACCAGAAGGAAUUGUGACAAGAGUAACCUGAGAGUGAAGCCCACCAAAGGGACGGCGGUUUUCUGGUACAACUACCUUUCUGAUGGGAGAGGUUGGGUGGGAGAGCAGGAUGAAUACGCUCUGCAUGGAGGCUGUGUGGUCACCCACGGCACUAAGUGGGUCGCCAAUAAAUGGAUCAACAUCGAUCCGGAUUACCAGCGACAGGCUCGCUACCAGCAGCUGGUGUCACAGCAGCCAGAGGAGGAGGACGACGAGGGUCUGACUCUGAACCCUGACAUACAGAGUCCUGACAUCCAUCAAGACUUGUAGCUCACAAACCAAAUUUAUAAAAAGAAAGAAAAAUCUACCUAGCCUUCCUCAGUCCUGUGCACAAUGUUUUUGGUAACAUCCUCUGUGACCAGUUUGUAGAGACAAGAUUUAUUCAGGGAAUGAGGUCACAGUGGGUUUAUGCAACUGUAAAGAGAUGCUUUUGGUAAAAUGUUGCUUGGAUAUUGUUAUCCUGUUAUUUUUUAAUCGACUAUAGUUUCCCAUUUUAGGAAUGUUGCACUAGAAACUCGUAAAAAAUGAGUUGAGACAAAAAAAACCCAUUCCUUUGCAUGUGUUAGCUUCACAGGUUUUGCUGUUGCUAUGAGCACAAAUUGCACUUGAAAAUUGAAAUGGCUACUGUUGACAUUUCAUGUCCUACCUUGUUAUUGCUGCCAUUACCAAAAAAGGCUCACACACUCUCAGUGUGAUGCAUGUUGCCUUGUCUUUGUUCCUUGAAUUCAUCACUAUUUUCUGCCAAAUUCUUCUAAAUUAAAAUGCACAAUUGUUUGGAUGUUUCACUGUAUUAAUUUAUUUUUUCCUUAAAAAUGCACUGUAACACUCUCCCACACUGAAUAAAGAUAAAUUAAGCUCA